This is a messenger RNA of Rhineura floridana, 4575 nucleotides long. It is a transcript of the gene ANKRD34B, whose product is annotated as ankyrin repeat domain 34B. The record is from RefSeq and is a predicted model, not a curated record. The coding region runs from base 738 to 2360 and encodes 540 amino acids. NCBI's taxonomy places the organism in Eukaryota, Metazoa, Chordata, Lepidosauria, Squamata, Rhineuridae. Gene Ontology annotation, molecular function: protein binding. The transcript is spliced from 4 exons.
AGUGAGCUCCACUGAAUUCCGUGAGGCUUGCUUUUGAGUAAAAGUAGGCGUUGUCUGCAUGUCACAAACCAGACUCGAUGUGUCUGUAGUAGACUCUGUCUCUGCCUCCUGCCUCGGGGAGGGAGAGCGCGCGCUCCUCCCGCCUCCGGGGGCUCCCUGCCUUCUGGGACGGUAGCAAGCCCACCUUGCUUGCAGUUGGCAGGUUCCGCGCCCGCGCAGGCAGACAACAAGCAGGGAAGCAACAGAGCGCCCUUCCCGGGAGGGAAACCAGCGCAGAGGUAGCGCGUCCUUGGAGCCCGAGCUCAGCGCGUGGGUGGCUAACCCGAGAGGCGGGAGAAGCAGCCUUAGUGCUGCUGAUAGUCGCCUUCUCAACUGAGAAGGGACGCUGCCUGCUUGCCUGCCUGACAACUAACCGGAGAGACGUUUCUUCUCCCUCACACCCCGUGGUUCACAAGCAGCAGCAGCAGCAGCCGCCACUGCGGGUCUACAGUUGAAUUCCUGCGCAGGGAGUUCCGCGCUGGAAAAGGCAGCUCUCCGCCAGGCGUCCCUCAGCUGCUGGCUCCUCAAGCAGAAUGCUCUUUGGUCUUCAUUUUCCUUCAGAUCCACAGCCUAACCAACGAUCCUUCAACGGUGGGAUUUUAUCCUGACAAUGUGAAAGCAACUUUAAUGGUUCACAGUUGCAGGCCAAUGGAAUAAACACCUGGAGACCUCUGAGCCAAAUCUGCUCUACUGUCCCCAUGAGGGAUGACAUCUGGUUUCUAGUUACCAACCGAGAGGCAACAUUUCCAACAGCUGUAAUCUUUAGCUCAAAAUCAGAGAAGAUGGAAGAAGUCAUAGAGCUUUCACCUGAUGGAAACUCUCUGAUAAAAGCUGUCUAUCACAGCAGACUUCGCCUCACAAGACUGUUGUUGGAAGGCGGGGCCUAUAUUAAUGAAAGCAAUGACUGUGGUGAAACCCCUUUAAUGGUUGCUUGUAAGACAAAACAUGUGGACCAUCAGAGUGUUAGCAAAGUGAAAAUGGUGAAAUACCUUCUGGAGAAUAAGGCAGACCCAAACAUACAGGAUAAAACUGGGAAGACUGCCUUGAUGCAUGCAUGCUUGCAGAAGGCUGGCCCUGAAGUGGUUUCUUUACUGCUUAAAAGUGGAGCAGACAUAAGUCUGCAAGACCAUUCUGGUAAUUCAGUUCUUGUUUACUCAGUGAAUUCAGAUGAUAAGGAAACCCUCAAAAUUCUUCUAGAUGCUUGCAAAGCAAAAGGGAAAGAAGUCAUAAUUAUUACAAAAGACAGAUCUCCAUCAGGAAGACAACGAACAAAGCAGUACUUAAAUGUGCCCCCGCCUGACACUGAUGAAUCUCAGUCUGCAAGUUCUUGCACUUCUCCAUCAGAUGUGGAAAUUAAAACAUCUCCCUCUCCACAUUCAAAUUCAAAGGAGACAGAAAAGGGUCUCUUUAACUUUAAAGAGCCUAAUCCUGGAAGAAAGGAAGAUGCCCCUGAACCACAUUCUCCUUCAAGAAAAUCCAGCUUGACACACACAGGACCUCAAACGCAGCACUUAUAUUCUGAACCUUGGAUGAAGCCCUCCUCUUCACUUUUUGAUCAGAAUCAAAUCUCCCCUUUACAAGAAGAGCUUCAGGAUAUAACUCCAGAGGAAGAAUUGUGUCUUAAAAUCAAUAGCCUAGCCCUAUCCAAGAGAUUUAUCACUAGGCACCACAGCAUUGAUAUAAAGGACACUCUUAAUUUCUUGAAAAACUUUGAGCAAACUGCCUCAAGAAAAAUGUCAUGUGAUGAAAUAAAUUCUCAUUCAUUCUUUGGUGAGACAAACAACAAUCGGAAUGAAGCUCCUACAGAUCAGAGUGAAAUUUCUGCAGAACAGAAUCCAGAUUCAGCCCAAAUGACCUUUGUUUCUACACUGAAAAGCAUUGUCCAAAGGAGAAACUUGGGAGCAAAUCACUACAGUUCUGAUUCGCAGUUAACAACUAGCUUAGGCCCUCUCACAGAAGACAGCAAAUAUUUUCUAGGGAAGAAAAAGCUUCUCUCCCCAUCGCCAUCAUUGUCAUCAAGUUCCAGAGAACUGAUAGAAAGCAUGCCUCCCAAUUUCUUGAGUAGGAGAAAUCAUGCCAUUUUAGAGAGGCGAGGUUCAGAUCAUACUGCCCUGGCUAGACCUGGUUUUCUUCCCCCUUUAAAUGUGAACCCUCAUCCCCCAGUCCCCGAUAUCUGUAAGAUUAAUACAAUGGUUUCUUGUGGACAAAAAACCCUAAUCCCAACAGCACCCAUUUACCCUAAGGACUUCAAAAGUAAGACACUCUUGACAAGGAGACAAUCAUUACAAACUGAGCAGAUCAAACAGCUGGUGAAUUUUUAGGUAUUACUGGGAAACAAUUGCAUACAACAUGUACAAUCUAACAAUUACUAUUUUGAAAUGUGAGAGUUGACUGCACAAGGAUCUUAGUAACAAUAGUACAGCAGUAUCUUUUUUCCAAUUCUUUAUUGAGCAUUGGCCUUGAGAGUCACCCGGGAAAAAAAAGUUCUGGUUAGUUGCAGAUGAAGUAUGCUGCAAAAUAUGACUAUCUUCAUCAUAGAGUCUGUAAUAAAAAUGAGAAAAUAUGCAUAUGAUUCUUCAUUGUCUGCACAGAGAAUACAAACCAGAUUUUUCUGAUGACAGUUCAGUACUAGGCCCAGGUUGCAAUCCAAUACAGACUUACCUGGGAGUAAGUCCCAAUGAACCCAAGGAGCUUACUUCUGAGUAGACAUGUAUCGGAUUGCAGCCCCAAUCUCUUAUAACAAGUUUACUGGUGUCUUAUGUCCAGUGUGUUAUUAUUUUUGAACAGUUAUUACAGAACUAAAUUCUAUAGUGUGCAAUAGAGAAUUGGACUAUACAGUGGGAACAACCAGGUACAUAGUGGCAAUGUGUUUAAGCCCAUUGGUUUCAGUAGGCUCAGUCAUGCCUAAUUCUGUGCUUGUUUAUGGCUAGUGUCUUCGGUGUAACUUUUCUUUAAGGGUUACAAGCAUCUAAAGAGAGGUGAAUGAACUGAGGAAAAAAUUAUAUAGCUUUAGCAACAACUGGGGGGAAAGGCAGGGGACUUAGGAACAAUAGAAAAUACAACAUUUUAUUAAAGAGUUGUAAUUACAUCCAGCUGAUAACAGAUGGAAGAGCUGGCUUAAAAUCCAACAGACCUUUUCAAUGUCACAAAAUGAAUGUUCUCCUACUUAGUUUUUUGGAAGCUUUUGAUAUUUGUCUAUUUUGAAUAUUUAUUUAAUACAUUUAAAAAACACAACCAUGGAAGUGAUGAAAAUAGACCAGGGCCAUUUUGCUGCAUUAAACAGGUUUCAAGUUUUUUUGCUUUUGUUUUUUAAUGUUGUAAGCUCUUUCUUUUCCUCUGGACACAUUCUUGAAUAGAUAAAGAUCUGAUGGCUUGUGGGGAUCUUUUAUUUUAAAUACUUCAACAUAGUCUUAUGGUAAAAAAUCACCAUGAGGGGAAAAGAGGGGAGGAAGAAAGCUCUAGGUGCAUAAAACAAUUUAUUAGGCUCAAUGUGUUUCAAUUAAAAUGUUUGUUGGGGCACUGUAAUCAGAAACAGUGUUCUCAAAGUGUUUUUGAGAACACAGAGAAUUUUUGUUUUACAGUAUCCCAACACAGAUUGUAAUCAAAGCAUAUUGUGCUUGUUACACUUAUCAUUUUGGGCACUUACAGGUCUCCCCUCCUCUUGGUCCUGUAUUUGUUCAUUCCUUCAACUUCUCCCUUAAAGCCUCACAAUGAAACAUACAGGCAUUGGGGGCGGAAGAGAGAAAAGAAACAAGGGCAUGAGACAGAGAGGAAAAUAAGCCCCCCCCCCCGCUACUGUCCUCUACCUGCUCUGAAUUAGCUAGUUGUUUUUCAACAAUGACACCUAUUUGUAUGGAGGUAAUUUUCAUGUGACUUUGCUACAACUGUAUGUGUGUAAAAAUGGCAUAAUUGGGUGUUAUCAUGGAGUGCCUGACUUAGAAUUUCUGUGAAGUGUAUGGUGGAAGGGACUAUGCACUCUGGGAUUAUGAAAAGGCAGCUGCCACCAAAAUGUCAGCUAGGGUAGAGACAGGCCAGAAGGUAAGAGGAAAAAAGGUGAGUGAGCAUCUGUAUUGCUAGGAUUGUGAGAGAGAUUCCUCCCAUGAUCCAUGAACUGGGGGAGAGAGGGGUAGAAAUUGCUAGCCAAAAUUGCUAGUAGUUAUUAUAAUUAAAGUGAGAUAUAUGUAUAAUAAACUCACUUUUUUCUUCUCUCCAUUUUGACUGCAGUUACCCAUGCCCCACUCCAGUUCUAGUUGUGUGUAGCGUCUGGUGCCUCUAAAUGGGAAUGUUGUUCUGUCACCCCCUUGGGUUUGCCCGGGGGAGUAGAGAUGUUGUUUUAUAAUGAGGUCAGAUAAGCAAUAAAGUUUGACACCAGCUGUGCUAAGUAAUGUGGCUUUAUGCAGCAAAUAGAAUUUUCUUCAGUAUUACAGAUGAGAUCCUUCAUUGCAUAAGAUACUUUACCAAUCUCAGCUAUGAAGGAAGCCUCCUUCCCCAUAUUACAGGGAAGGGAGCUUUCUGUGAGUCAGUUCAGCAGGCCUC